Messenger RNA from Numida meleagris (helmeted guineafowl), 3083 nucleotides. RefSeq names its product coiled-coil domain-containing protein 169-like. The record is from RefSeq and is a predicted model, not a curated record. Lineage: Eukaryota; Metazoa; Chordata; Aves; Galliformes; Numididae. The transcript has 8 exons. Bases 16 to 891 code for a protein of 291 amino acids.
UGAGUUCUCACUUGAAUGUCAAAGCUGGCACUGAAGCAGCCACAGAAAGCGACAGGGAAACAGAGGUGCGACCACGCAGCACUAAGCUGUGCGAUUAACGCAGUCGGCCUCGUGAAGCUUUGCCUUAAGAAUGCAAAGAAUAGAGCUAGAACCACGGCCGCCGCGCAGCCGGGGCAGGGCGGGCCCCGCCGCUCCCUCAGGCGGCCGCCGGGCACACAGUGGCCUUUCCCCGGUCCCUGGGGCGCUGGCGGCGCCAUGGGGGAGCGCGGCGACCCCGAAGGGCUGGAGCUGGAGCUGGAGCUGGGGCGGGAGAGGCGGAGGCAGCAAAUGCUUGAAAAUUCAAUAUUUGAAUUGAGAAAAACAGUAACAGAACUGGAGAAAAAGCUUAGCAGUGUUGAAGAUGAGGGUAAUGAGUGGAAAACCAGAUAUGAGAUGCAAGUAGAAUUGAAUAGACAGCUGCAAAGGCAAAUUGAUAUUCUUAAAGACAAGGUGGAGCUUAUUCGUGGAAAUCCAACAGAUAAACUGGCCGUUGUUCGCAUCUUUGAUCAAAUGCCUGUGGACUCCUUAAAGGAGGUUCUUGAACGACUAAAAGAAGAGAAGAAAAGUCUCCAGAAUCAGCUAAAAGAUUAUGAACUUAGACUGGAACAAGAGGCAAAGGCUUACCACAAAGCUAAUGAUGAGCGGCGCAUGUACCUUUCAGAGAUUUUGGAGACCUCAGCUAUGCUUAAAACUGUUGAAAGGCAAAAAAUGGAUGCUCUGACAAGCAAGGGAAAAAAGCAGACACUGAGAGGGAGAUGCAGCGUUCCGCAAAACCUGAAGAUGGUUAAUCCCCAAAAAGGACCAAUUAAAAAUACUGCAGGAGUAAAGCAGCUUCCAAAACUAAAAUCCUGAUUUAAUAUACAUUUUUUUAACUGAAAAUUUCUAAAUCAAAAAUGAAUGCAUUUGUGCUAUACUGCACCAAACCCAGACCAGCACAUCUUCUUGGCAGCCUUAGUAUAAGUUUGUCUUUGCCUGUUGGAGUUGUUCUUCUAGUUGACAUUUUUGUUCUGGUGAUCUCUGACUCUUUCCAUUCUGGUUCUCAUCAGUUAUUCUGAGCAUCUGGGAGCUGGGAGCUUUGGAGAACAUUUAAUUUGUUUAUAUACUAGGUAGAUCUGGUAGAACUGGUAGGUAGAACUGUUGAACAUAAAUAAGUCUGUAAUAUUUUUGACAUCUCAACCAAGGAAAAAAGAACGCAGAGUGAUAUAACCUGAAAUGUAAUCUCUCUACACAAAACAGUAAAUCUCUGUAGAAAUUCCAUCCAAAACCAUCUGGUGUAGCAGCGAAGAAAACAUUCAAGUAGUCUGAUGUUGGUGCAGCUGAAUAUGCCUUUCAUUUCUCUUUUAAGAAGACCAGCAAUAGCCAGUACCAUACAGUAGAGUUCCUUUGCAAUAUAAAGUUGUUUAUUUUUUUUCCAUGACCUUUAUUACUCCAGCAGAGAGACAAAACACAUCCAAAUUUAACUUUUUAAAAAGUUGGCUUGCCGUAGAUCCCAUUACCUUUUGUUUGUAUGGCCUACGAGCACACUGUCACAUUUAGCUAUUUUAGGCACUAGUUACAGAGAGAAAUGAAAGAAAAAUUGAGCAUUUUUAAUGAAGGAUUCUUCAGAACGUGUCUUGCAAGGGGGAUUGUUUCUUUUAAACAUUACGCUCACAUUAUGUUUCCUGAUAUUGGUAUGGUGCUAUCUGCAAUUUGAAUUCUCAUGUGGAUGUUUUUAUCCACAGUCUGGGUUCCAUAAAAAUCUUUAUGUAUUGUUCAGUGGCACUGUUCCAUAUAUUUUUAGGGCCCCGAAUAGUGCCAGUCUUUAAUCUCUUCAAUGAAAAGUAGGACUACUUUGUGUUUUCAUUCUUAAGAAUGCAGUCGUAGUUUCAUUACCUACAGCAUUUUAGUCAUUAAACUUUGACAGAAUUAAGUAGCAGCAGAAAAAAUGUUUUGGUAAUGAAGCUUCAAGCUUCUGGGUUACAUCGUAAAAGCUCUUGGCAAAGAAAAUAUGAUUGAUUGACUGCCCUUUAUUAUUUUUAAGAGCAUCCCUAGCUCUUUGCAGUAUCUAGUAAAGGUUUUUGCCUCUUUAAGAGCAGUACAAAUAGUUCCUUAUUACUGGCAGCACUAAAGUGAGGCUGUAAUUAAACUCUUACAAAAAGAUCAAUGAUGCCUUUAUAAGAUCCAGGGAAAGAAGACCUGCAGUAUUGUACAGCAUAUUCAGUAUGCAGAACUCGUUUUUCUCUUAUGUAGCGUGAGACUUAUUACAGAUAUUUCUCAUGUUAUUCUGAUGCACCUGGUAUAAUUCUUUCCUAAGCAGGCUGGUCUGCGUAGCACAGCUGAUGAGGGUGGCACUCUUCUGUUCCUGUUUUUACAUGGAAAGUUUCCCAAUUUUAUUUGUCAUUGUGGAGAGAGAGAAAAAAUCACCAUAAUGGUUCUGUUGGCGUAAAAGACAAGGACAUCUGCAGUAGCAAAGAAUAUCCAGUUCUUGGAUUCAUGCUGCAGACAUUGCUGCUGUCUCUAAAUCAAAUGUUAGUCAGUGCUGUUGACUGUAGUCCUUGUAACACUUCGGAAGAAUUGGAAACUGCACCAGCAUGACACAACAGCAUUUGUUCACAGCUGGAGACUUGAUUCCUUCCCUCAUGGGUAGUCCUUACUGAGGUAACAAUUCUGAAGCUUUAAAAGAGACAUUCAUUGUUAACUGUUGGUGCAAUAACGACCUGAGGAGAGGAGCAGACUGUGUCCUCUUAGUCCCUGUUUCAGCGUGCCAGGAACAAGAUCAGGAUUUGAAACUCAGCAGUCUGGUAAUUAAGCCCUGAAGCAUGUGUUUCACCAUUCUAAUUAUGUGUCCAGCUGUAGCAUUUGCCUUGCAAAGCGGUUAUAGUUCUCUGCUCCUUACUGUAGAAAUUACUUGCCACUUCAUUUUCCUCCUGUCUUUCUGCAAAUAAGGGCAGGCUGAUGACUGAGUUUGAUCAGUUGAGUUUCUUUGCAACAGCAAAAAGGUAAUUCUUGGUUUCAGAAGUGUUUUGUUCUAACUUUGGGCCUGAAUAAAACAUUUACACUGUUAA